CACUCUUUUCUUCACUACUCUCUACCAUUACACUUCCUACUGUGCUCUUCUUUCUCUUCACUAGUACCUUCUAUCAUGGACUCCUCUAAGUCCUCAGCUCUUCUCUUCAUAUGCAUGCUUUUCAUUUCCUCGGUCGCUCCCAUUAUGGGUUGUGGCUAUUGUGGUGAUCAGCCGUCUCCCAAGCCCGGAAAGAAACCCUCCAAACCACCGGCCACCAUCCCUAAAUUGCCUGUUCCACCAGUAACUGUCCCUAAGUUGCCUGUUCCCCCAGUGACCGUCCCUAAGUUGCCCGUUCCCCCAGUGACCGUCCCUAAGUUGCCCGUUCCCCCAGUAACCGUCCCAAAAUUGCCCGUUCCACCAGUGACCGUUCCCAAGUUGCCCGUUCCACCAGUGACCGUCCCCAAGUUGCCACUGCCACCUACUGGCAUCCCAAAAUUGCCCGUUCCACCAGUGACCGUUCCCAACUUGCCCGUUCCCCCAGUGACCGUCCCCAAGUUGCCCGUUCCACCAGUGUUGAGCCCACCAUCAGGCCCAAGUGACGCGCCGUGCCCACCAGGGAGCAGCCCAUCAAAAGGACAGCCCACAUGCCCAAUUGAUAUAUUGAAGUUGGGUGCUUGUGUGGAUCUUCUAGGUGGGCUAGUCCACAUUGGGCUUGGUGACCCAGCAGUGAACAAAUGUUGCCCAAUUUUGCAAGGACUUGCUGAGGCAGAAGCAGCAGUUUGCUUGUGUACAACACUCAAAGUCAACCUUCUUAACCUUAAACUUUAUGUUCCCAUUGCUCUUCAAGUCCUCCUCAGUUGUGGCAAGAACCCACCUCCUGGCUUCACUUGCUCUGUUUAAAUGGUUGGUAGAUGAAUUACGAUUGAACGAAUGGAUGAUUUUGACAUGAAAGGAUGUCGAGCAUCCAUUAUUUUUAUCUCUUCCAUUAACUUGUUCUACCUCCUCAUGUAAUAUUUUGGAUUUGUUAAUUCUUGCUCAUUGAAAUUUGGUAGGAUGUUAUUUGGGUUUAUUAUUGAACACAUAUUUUAUUUGUAAUGACUCAUAUGUUAUGAGUUAAAAUUGCUACAUUCAUAUGUAAUAUUAUGUGUUGUAUCACAUUAUGUUGUUAUUGUAACCAAGUAAUGCAAUGGCACAUCCCUUUAAUUUGUCUCUA
Chenopodium quinoa (quinoa) is the source of this 1153-nucleotide messenger RNA. RefSeq names its product pEARLI1-like lipid transfer protein 2. Bases 76 to 840 code for a protein of 254 amino acids. The record is from RefSeq and is a predicted model, not a curated record. Lineage: Eukaryota; Viridiplantae; Streptophyta; Magnoliopsida; Caryophyllales; Amaranthaceae. The transcript has 2 exons.